Molecule: messenger RNA, 1100 nt
Organism: Trichoderma atroviride IMI 206040
Lineage: Eukaryota; Fungi; Ascomycota; Sordariomycetes; Hypocreales; Hypocreaceae
Cellular component (GO): nucleus
Source: RefSeq, a predicted model, not a curated record
AUGCCCCAGGAUCCAAAUCUUUACGGCCAAAGGCCACAGAAACGAGCCAAACGAGAGACACUAUCAUCGUCAUUGGAUUUCACUGCCCAGCUCACAUCACUCAUGUCUAAUACUGCUCCCCAGGGAUCGGCAUCAGCAGCUUCUGGACGCCCGAGGCCAUCCAAGCAGUCCAAGGAUGACAUCUUUCGCGCUGCUGGCAAGUCAAAAAAGGCUGAUGUCAAAGAAAGAGAUGCCAAAUCAGAAAAGCUGGUGCUCAAAGAAGUAACCGGGACGGAAGAAGAGACGCGAGAACGCGAGUGGGCAAAACGCAAGAUGGAGAGCAAGGCACGGCUCUACGCUGCGAUGAAGCGUGGCGAUUACGUACCAAAAGACAAGGAAGCGGCGCCGCUGGUGGACUUUGACCGCAAAUGGGCCGAAAAUGUAGAAGGUAAAGAUGACUACGAGACCAGCUCUGAUGAUGAUGAUGGGAACGGGAGCGAUGGCGAACGAAUCGUCGAGUAUGAGGACGAGUUUGGACGCACGCGAAAAGGAACCAAGGCGGACAUAGACAAGAUGGAACGCCGCAUACGGCGAGGGCUGUUGGGCGCGGAGGAGCUGGAGCGCAUGUCAGCGCGGCCCAGCGCCCCCAGCAACCUCAUUUACGGGGACGCGAUCCAAGCGAUGGCGUUUGCGCCGGACGAUGCGGGCAAGAUGGAGGAGCUGGCGCGCAAGCGGGACAGGAGCGAGACGCCGCCGGAGAUGAAGCACUACGACGCGGACCACGAGAUCCGGACCAAGGGCGUCGGCUUCUACAAGUUUAGCAGGGACGAAGAGACGCGGACCAAGGAGAUGGAGUCGCUCGAAGAGGAGAGGCGCAAGACCGAGGGGCAGCGCCAGCAGCGCGAAGAACAGCGGGCGGCGAGGCGGCGGGAAAUCGAGCAGCGCCGGAAGGACAUGGGCGACCGACGGGCGAAGCGCCAGGCAGACAGCUUUCUGGAUGGGCUAUGAGACGAGCAAGAAAGUCUGCCUAUUAUUGAUCGGAGGACCAAGUCUGUACGGCGUACGAAGCACGGCCUGCACAUGGAUAAAUACUACUCUUUAUAUCUUCACCAGGGGCAAAG